This is a messenger RNA of Corythoichthys intestinalis (scribbled pipefish), 6948 nucleotides long. RefSeq names its product microtubule-associated protein 2-like. The transcript is spliced from 21 exons. Gene Ontology annotation, cellular component: neuron projection. Bases 233 to 6460 code for a protein of 2075 amino acids. The record is from RefSeq and is a predicted model, not a curated record. Gene Ontology annotation, biological process: microtubule cytoskeleton organization; neuron projection development. NCBI's taxonomy places the organism in Eukaryota, Metazoa, Chordata, Actinopteri, Syngnathiformes, Syngnathidae. Gene Ontology annotation, molecular function: microtubule binding.
GCCGGUGUUGCAUAUUGAAGGACGCUGCGCCGAACAGAUUCCUCGAAGAAACUGUGUGACAGUCUUCAACUCAAUCGUCAAAAGAAGGAGGACAUCCUUUUUUUAUUUUUAUUUUUUAAAAGUUUUUUAAAAUUAUUUUUAGAGGUCAAUUCACUGCCAAUCCCACACCUGAGAAUCAGAACGAAAGUCAACCCUCAAUUUCCCCCUUCCCCUGCCCUGAGCUUGGACCAGCAUGGCAGAUGACCGACAGCCAGAAGACGGUGCCGCUCAGUGGGACGCUUCGGGGGCACAGCCGCCCGCUGGUACCCAUGGGGCAAAUGGUUUCUCAUCUUCCUCGUACAGGACAUGCCAGACUGGUGGAACACACGCGACCUCUCCCCCCUUUUCUGCAAGAGAAAACGGGUUCAAUGGGGAGUUAACUGGUGCUCAUGCUAUAACUGCAGAGCAAGUCUCUGCAAGAAUCGUGCAAGAAGUGACUGCCGAGGCAGUGGCGGUUCUAAAGGGGGAACAGGAGAGUCAAAGGCUGCCAUCAGUUGAAGACACCACCAAUUUACCUCCAUCGCCGCCUCCCUCACCUGCCGCAGAACAGUUUGGUCCUCUUGAGCAAGAUGUAGGGGAUGAGGAGGAGGCAGGCCCUCUCCGCCGCUUCCAAAAUUCACGGGAGAGGUGCAAGUUCCUCGCCCCCUCCAUCUCAGUUUCUGUGCCUGAGGACGACCCCUACCACUCCGACGAGGAGUACUAUGAGCACCCCUUGUUCAGCCCAGAGUGGACGCACUCGGGCGCCCGCCCCACGGGGCAGGCUGUGGCCUUUAGACAAAUUGAAGAAGAGACCAUGGAGGCUCUUACAGCUGAAUACGAGGAGGAGGUUGAAGAGGAUGAUGAUGUUGAGGAGGAGGAAGAGGAGGAGGAGAGUGCAGAGGCAGCUCUUGAUGAGCAACAAUGGAGUGGGGAAGAGUCUGACCUGGACAUCCCCGAAGCAGAACUUUUAGAGAAGGGAGAGAACGUAGACAAGGCCCAGGCUGAGGCAAAUAGUGCGCCUUCAGAAAGCUCUAUGGACAAAGAGGAAGUAGAGGGUGAUGAGAGCCCUGAGACAGCUGUGAAGAUGGACUCGGAGAAACCUGGAAGUGAGAAAAGUGGUUCCAUGAGUCCAGACAGCAUUGGGUCCGAGAAACGUCCAGAGGAAUUUUCGGAGCAUCAGACCCAAGGAUUCUUUGCCGGAGAACGAAUCGUACCAGAGAGCCCCACCGCGGAUUUGCCCAGUUUUGCGCAUUCGAAUGUUCACGUCCAAGCCAAAGAAUCUGCAAAGCCAAUCACUCUUCAGCCCCUUUAUGGUGAGCCACUCACAGUUUCAGAGAAGCAGCCAUCUGUGGAGGUAGUAGAGUUCAGCAGCCUCGGCUCCCCUUCUAAUUUCUCUUCAAUGGGAGUCAGUGUCGAAGGUGGAAACUUGACAGGUGAUGCAAUGUCAGCAUAUUUUGAAACAUCAGCCACUGAUCUGCAUGUGUCACCUCAGGGUAAAGGUGAGGGUUAUUAUGAACUAAGCAGAGUCAGUGAAGAAAUGAAUACAGCUGAUUCCAAGACUCAGAAACCUAGUUCGACAGUACAAGAGUGUAGUGAAAGGCAAAAUGUCGACACUCCAAAUUUUUCAGUUUCUGAAAGGAGUAAUGAUUGCAAGCUUUCUCCGGGUAAACUGGCCUUGGAGCAAAGGAGCUACUCACUAAAUAUUACCAUUGGAGCAAUGGCUCAAGGUGGCCAAGAGAAAAUGAGAAACUUUUCUCCAUUGGCCACUGAUAUCCUGACAUACACUAGUGGAAGUCUCGAUGAGUCAGCAGAUUACCUCCCAAUCACAACCCCCUCUGGAGAAAAGCCACCUCCCUUCCCUCCACUAAUCCUGGAGACAGCAGCUUCAAUCGCUUCUGAUUCAUCAUCUCCUCCAAGGACUGCUGAAGGCAUUUCAGACCCCAGCCCUGAACCAGAGUCCCCUAAGUCCCCCGUGUCACCCCAGCCAUGCGAGAGCAGCCCGAAGAAUGAACCAGUCAUGGCUCAGGACUUGCCUGAGAUGUUAGAUCUUGCGGAGUCCCGCUCGAGGUUGUCCUCUGAAAACACUGACCCAGAGAUUGUGAGGAGAAAGUCAUUUCAGGGCUUCCCUGAUGACAUGCUGUCUAGCUUUGCCACAGGUGAGCAAAGCCCUGGACUCAAAAAGAGUGACAGUCAGCUGGAAGAAAUGGGCUAUUGUGUAUUCAGUGAAUACUCAGGCCCUAUGCCGUCUCCUGCUGACGUGAUUAGCCCAACAAACACUUCUACACAAGUCUUCACUCCUGCUGAUCUUGAGGAGAAAGUUGCCGCGCAAGCCAGGAAAUUAGCAGUUCGAGACGCAUCGGUGGAAGACACGAACCAGACUGUAGGCUUGGAUAUCAGUGAAGAAAAGGAAAAGAGUGAAGCAGAAAGAAAAGAUUCAUCCGAAGAAUGUCAAAAGAAUAUCAAUGACCAGCUGAUUACAUCUGUGAGCGAACAGUUAAAAUCACCCAGCCUGCCAGGGGAGACAUUUGUGACACCCACUGUCACUGUGACUUUAGAAGAAGGAGGGAGGUCAGGUAGCGAGACAGAUCAACAAGCCAGUGGUGAAGGCUCUGCCUCUGAAAGUGAGAUUGCUGACUACGAAAGGCAAAUUCGUAAACUGGAGAUGGAGGACAGGCCUCUCAGUUUGGAAGAAGAACGAGAGUUGCAGGAGCUUCGGGAGAAGGUAAAGCUAGUACACCAGGAGGCGUACGAAGAGGUGGACGCUGAAGAUGUCUACCAGUUAACUGGGGUGGCCAAGGAUCGCAUUGCCAGGCCUGUCAAAACAUCACCCACUUCCUCAGUGGAAAGCAAUAUUGAUGAUGAUAAACUACUUUCGCCAGUGCUCUCACCAUCCAAACUUAAACAAAAAGAACUUUACGGUUCCCCCAAAAGAGCUGUGUCACCAGUGCUAGGAGUAAACAAAGAAGCUAAAGAAGAAUUAGAUAAAAAAGUGAAAGAACCUAAUGAAAAAGAAGCUGAGGAGAAGAAAGAGGUUGAGAAAGAGGAGACCGAGAAGAAAGCUAGAGAGGAGACGGAAAAGAAACUGAAUGAAAAGAAAGAAAGAGAGGAGAAGGAAAAGAGGGAAAAGGAAGAAGCAGAGAGGAUUCAAAGGGACGAAAAAGAAAAAGAAGAAAGUAGGGCUAAAGAAAAGGAAGAGAAGGAGAGGAUUGAGAAAGAAAUGAAAGAGAAGGAAAGGGAAAUGAGAGAAAAAGAAGAAGCAGAGAGAAUAGAGAAGGAAAAGAAAGAAAGAGAGGAAAAGGAAAUGAGAGAAAGAGAAGAGGCAGAAAGAAUGGAGAAGGAAAAGAAAGAAAGAGAAGAAAAGGAAAUGAGACAAAGGGAAGAGGCAGAAAGAAUGGAGAAGGAAAAGAAAGAAAGAGAAGAAAAGGAAAUGAGACAAAGGGAAGAGGCAGAAAGAAUGGAGAAGGAAAAGAAAGAAAAAGAAGAAAAGGAAAUGAGAGAAAGAGAAGAGGCAGAAAGAAUGGAGAAAGAAAGGAAAGAAAAAGAGAAGGAAAUAAGAGAAAGGGAAGAGGCAGCAAAAAUAGACAAAGAAAGGAAAGAAAAAGAGGAAAGGGAUCUGAAAGAAAAGGAAGAGGCAGAGAGAAUGGAGAAAGAAAGGAAAGAAAAGGAGGAACGAGAAAUGAGGGAGAGGGAAGAGGCUGAGAGGAUGGAGAAAGAAAAGAAAGAAAAAGAGGAGAGGGAAAUGAGAGAAAUGGCAGAGAAAAUAGAGAAAGAAAGGAAAGAAAAAGAGGAGAGGGAAAUGAGAGAAAUGGCAGAGAAAAUAGAGAAAGAAAGGAAAGAAAAAGAGGAAAGUGAAAUGAGAGCAAGGGAACAGGCAGAGAAAAUUGAGAAAGAAAGAAAAGAAAAACAGGAGAGGGAGAUGAGCCAACAGAAAGAAGCAGAAAGGAUUGAGCAAGAAAGGAAAGAAAAAGAAGAGCAGGAGAUGAGGGAAAGGGAAGAGGCAGAGAAGACUGAAAACGAGAGGAAAGGAAAAGUGACAAGUGAAGCGGAGAGAGUGGUGAAAGAAAAGGACGAGCAAGAAAAUUCAGAGGAAGCAAGGAAAGAAGAAAAGGAAAGAGAGGACAAAAAGUUAAAGGAGACGCAAAAUGUUGAAGAGGCAAAGCUUAAACUUGUCGAGAAAGAGCAAAAGGAAGAAGAGUUAGCUGCUGGAUCAGUUGCGGUAAAGGAGAUGGUUGAGACUCGUGCUGCCAUCGAAUCCGUGGUUAUGGUGGAAGACGACUUCAUCACUGUGGUCCAAACCAUUGAUGAAACCGAUGAACCAGGACACAGUGUUCGGUUCUCUGCUCCCCCUGAAGCCUUGUGCAUACCUGGUGGGGAAGAGCAAGAAGAAGAGGAGGACGAGGAAGAAGAGGGUGAUGAAGAAGAGUCUGUGGAGUUAGCCCAGGAGGCAGACAUUGAGCCUGGCAGUUUUGAGGAGGUUUGCGACAUUCCUGAGACUCCUGCAUCUCCUCAGAGAGAAGCUCCAAACAUCGAAACAGAAGAGCCAACUGAGAGUUUUGACAGAGAUGAAACCACCAUGGAUGACUCCAUCCUGGACAGCUCUUGGGUGGACACACAUGCAGAUGAUGAUAAGAGCAUGGCUACAGAGCAUAUACAACCCUUGCCAAAGGUGCCUAGCCCUGUGAAAACGUCCACUGUGGUCCCAAAUAAGCAGACGCAGCAGAAGAGAACAGAGAAGCAUGAAAAGCCAGUCAAGCCUAAAACGAAGGGCGGGCGGGUCAAAGGCAGACUCUCCACUCCAGAACGCAAACCGCUGCAUAAGGAACCAGUUUACAUCCCUCGAGAAAAGAAAAAAGCUGUGAUAAAGAAAACCGAGUGCACCAAAAAAAUGGAAGCUCAAACUCUUUCCCCAUCCAAGAGGAUUGGACCGAAACAAGUUGUCCGGCAAACCCGCCCCACCCAACAUCAUUCCUGUCCUAGAAGGAGACCCACAGAGACAGUUUCUGACAAUCGUCAGCCUCUCACAGUUGCAAGACGGUCCUGUGACAGAGCAAUGGGCCUCAUUUGUGUACCAUUUCAGUGCCAUGCUCAGCAUUUUGCCCUAACAAAGCCACACACCUUCAUGUCCACAAUGGUUACCUCAUUAGAUGGACCACGUCCGCCCACAACAUCAGUAUUUACAACCCUCAAAGCCAAGGAUGGUCGAUCACAAAGCCCUCAUAAGAGAUCUUCAAUGCCACGGCAAGCCUCCUCUCUUACUCGCCGUGCAUACCAUGAACAUGAAGACAGUUCAACCUCCAUUACCAGCUCUGGUUCAACAGCGCCACGUAGACCCACAGCCUGCCGUGCUGUAAUGAGGGCAGAACACAGGACAGGUCGAGCUCCCAGUAUGACAGUUUCAGAGCCACUACGCUCCCGCUCAGCCCGCAGUGGUCACUCCACGCCACGUACCCCUGGCUCAAGCGCCAUGACCCCCGGGACCCCUCCCAGCUGCUCAUCAUCCUCAAGGACCCCGGGAACCCCUCGCUCCCUCAGCUUGAUGUCCCAUGAGAGGAGGGUGGCUGUGACCCGCACGCCGCCCAAAUCCCCCGCCACCACUCCUAAGCAGCUUCGAGUUAUCAACCAACCUCUACCUGACUUCAAGAAGGUCCGGUCCAAGGUCGGCUCCAUAGACAACAUCAAGUACCAGCCAAAAGGGGGACAGACCCACAAAGAGCAAAUAAUGGCAGCUGAGGUCAAUCACAAGGCCUCGUCCUGGAUCUGGAACUCAGUGCUUCGCGUCAUCUCCUUUACUUUGUGUCUGUCAGCGGCUCACAGUAUGACCUGGACCCAAGGCCUGCUGAAUCAAAUUUUAAACCAGAAGCUGGACUUCAGGUACAUACAAUCAAAAUGCUGCUCCAAGGAUAAUCUGAAGCAACCUCCCAGUGGAGGCAACGUUCUCAUCCCCAGUGUUAAGCUGAACUAUAGCCAUGUUCAGUCUAGGUGUGGGUCGUUGGACAGGAGGGGCUACUCAGCAGGAGGUGGCAAUGUACAUAUACAAAACAAGAAGAUUGAUCUGAGUCAUGUGACCUCGAAGUGUGGCUCUCUAGACAACAUUCAUCAUCGCCCAGGGGGUGGUAAUGUACGUAUUGAGAGUGUGAAGUUGGAUUUCAAAGACAAAGCCCAAGCCAAAGUGGGAUCAUUGGAUAAUGCUCACCACACUCCAGGAGGAGGACGUGUUACAAUUGAGAGCCACAGACUGACGUUCCGGGACCACGCCAAGGCCAGAGUGGACCACGGAGCAGACAUCAUCGUCCGGUCGCCGGGCCGUUCUCGUUCCAUGUCCCCGCACCGCCAGAGGGACAGCCACCUUUCGUCGUCCGGCAGUCUCAACAUGUUGGAGUCGCCGCAGUUAGCCACCUUAGCUGAGGACGUCACUGCCGCUCUGGCCAAGCAGGGUUUGUGAACAUGCAUCACCGAUGCUCUUAUCGCAAGCCUGUUCAGCAUCCACCCACUCACCGCCUUGAGGCACACUCGGGGUGAUCACGACUUUGCUUCAUAUCUCUGUCUCUCAAAGACUCCUAAACUUUGACCCUCUUUAUAUCUGUCUGUUUUCAUCCCUGAUAAGCACUACUUUCCCUAAUUUUACCCUCUCCUUUUGAAUGUUGCAUAGAAUAGUUCACCUUUAGUGCUAAAUGGAAUUACCUUUACAUACAAAUGGAGGGUGGGGGGGAGCCACGUAAUGGCCUUACUGAUACUGGGUCUGCAUUUUAACACUUUCUGUACCAAUGAUAAUGACAGACGUCCAAUCGGACCUGCAACAUGCGGCUCCAGAGCCACAUUUGGCUCUCUCAGCCUUCUGCUGUGAAUUUAAAUUAUUUCAUCACUGAUAUACAGUGGGGCAAAUAAGUAUUUAGUCAACCACCAAUUGUGCAAGCUCUCCUACUUGAAAAG